Messenger RNA from Kickxella alabastrina, 654 nucleotides. RefSeq lists its product as uncharacterized. The record is from RefSeq and is a predicted model, not a curated record. NCBI's taxonomy places the organism in Eukaryota, Fungi, Kickxellomycota, Kickxellomycetes, Kickxellales, Kickxellaceae. The annotation marks the transcript as partial. The transcript has a single exon.
AACCAAAAAUAUUCCCGUGUAUUCACUAAUUAAUUCAUUUGUCCGUUCAUUUACUUUAUUUUUUCCAUCUCUACUGUAUUAAUAACAUACAAUAUCAAGUAAACAAUAACCUACUUUAGCAUUACAAUGUUUAAGACCACCAUCACUCUGUUCGCCAUCUUUGCCGCUGUUGCGAUCGCUGCCGACCAUGACAUCGUCCCCGCGCCCGCUGCCGCCGUCCCUGCCGCUGGCAUGCCUAACGCACCCGCUGGUCUUCCGGCCGGCGUCAUCAUCCCCAACGCGCAAGCACCCCCUGCCGUUCCCGGAGCCGGCGGUGCUCCCCCCGCAAGCAACCCCGCGGCUAAUGCCCCCAAGCCCGCCACCAACGGUGCCGCUGGUGAAAGAAGUCUGCUGCUACUAACAGCCCAGCUGGCCCUAACAAGGGUGUCAAGUCUGGUCCCGCUGCUUCGUCAUCUGCUGGCCCUGCUGCAUCUGCUUCUCCCAAGAGCAACGGUUCUGAGCAGAAGAGCAACGUUGAGGCUGCUUCGGGUGCCAUGUCGGUUGGCUCGUCAUCGUUUGCUGCUAUUGUCAUGGCUGUCGCUGCCGUUGCUGCUUUCCACUAAAAAAUAUUAGGUGUAGUAUUAAAUCACAAAUAAAUUUGCAUUCCAGGCUAUG